AUGGCAUUAUCACUCCGUCUCUUCGCCGUGAUCCUUGCUGUGAGCUCCAUGGCGGUCGUCGGCGCGCAGCGAGUGGACGUGUCGUUCAAUCAGAACUUCGUCUUCCCCUCGUGGUGCAAGCCGCCCUUCUGCACCAGCGCGCCUGACGGAAGCAUCGCCCUCGCCGUCAGCCCCAAAUCCGUCGGAGUCUUCGAGUCCAAGGGCGUGUACAGCUACGGCAUCUACUCCGUGCGAAUGAAGCUCCCCGUGGGCUACUCGGGCGGCGUCAUCCCGUGCAUUUACCUCAUCAAGCCCGGCGCCUCGUCAUACCAGUCGAUCCACGACGAGAUUGACCUCGAGUUCCUCGGCGGCACGGACCCGCGCAACAUCACCAUCCACACCAACCUCAUCACGGGCGGGCAGGUCAAGCUGGAGCAGUUCCGCUUCCCGUUCGACCCGUCGGCGGCGUUUCACACGUACACGAUCGUGUACUCGCCCGAUCGGGUCAUGUGGUUGGUGGACAAUACGCCCAUCCGCAUCACCAGCCGGGCGCCCGGGAAUCCCUUCCCAUCUGACAACGUCAAAAUCAUGGGCUCCAUUUGGGACGCGUCGUCGUGGAGCAAGCUCAAGCCCAGCUACGCGAACGGCCCGAUCAAGAAGGUGCCGGGAGUGGAUAAGUCGUUCGACAAGUACUUCAAGUUCCCCGACUGGUGCAAGGAGAGCAACUGCCGCAAGGACAGCAACGGCACCGUCACCAUCUCCGCAACAAACCAGUCCGUCGGAGUGUUCUACUCCAAGGACUACUACAAGUAUGGAGUCUACAGCCUGCGCAUGAAGCUGCCGAGCAACUACUCGGGCGGCAUCAUCCCGUGCUUCUACCUCAUCUCACCGGGCCCACAAGGCUACACGGACAUCCACGACGAGAUCGACUUUGAGUUCAUUGGCGGGGAGAACCCCAUGGAUAUCACCAUUCACACUAAUCUCAUCACGGGCGGGCAGGUGAAGCUGGAGCAGUUCCGCUUCCCGUUCGACCCGUCCGCGGAUUUCCACACGUACUCGAUAGUGUACUCUCCGAUGUAUAUCAUGUGGAUGGUGGAUGAUUACCCAAUACGCAUCGCCGUGAAUGAAACGGGCCAUCCGUUCCCAACGCUGCCCAUGGAAUUCAAGGCUUCGAUAUGGGACUCCUCGUCAUGGAGUUGGCUCAAGGCGAACUACAGCAACGGCCCAAUUCAAGCGCAGUACCGCGAGUUUGACUUCUCCCGCUCCUGCCAAAUGCCUCAGGACCUCUCUGAACCGCCCUGUCUCCGCCUCCGCUCGUCCAAGCACGCCCCGUGGCUGUCCAAAAUGACUCUGCCGCAGCUCAGAAAGGAGAGGGCGUUCAAAAAGUACUACACUAAGAAGAUUUACGACUGCGCCAGCAGCGCAAACUGCGGGAGUCAUUCCCGUAGCUACUCCUCUGCUGGUGACGUGGCGGAGGCUGACGUGUCACCGGGGGAACUGGCGGGGCGGAAGGCGGCGGCGGAGCUGCAGGUGCUGGGGGUGGUGGGCGCGGGGCAGAUGGGGAGCGGAAUCGCGCAGCUGGGAGGUGCGCGUGGGGCGGGGAUUUGGGGCGAAAGGGGAGGGGGGGAGCGGGAGCCUCUUGCAAUGAAUCCUGCUCAAUCCGCAUCCCCUCCAUCCAUUCCCCUCUCGCUCCCGCUCCCCCGUCCCCCCACGGCAGCCAUGGCGGGGAUGCGAGUGGUGGUGGCGGACACGACCAUGGCGGGGAUGCGAGUGGUGGUGGCGGACACGAGUCUAGCAGCACUGGAUCACUGCAUGGCCGGCAUCAAGCACUCCGUGGGGCGCCUUGUCAGCAAAGGGCGCCUGGAUGAGGCAGCAGCGGCAGCAACACUAACUCACAUUCGCACCACUCCAGAACUACCCCCCUUGGAGCAGGCAGACUUCAUCGUGGAAGCGGUAGCAGAGAGUGAAGCGGUGAAACGCAAUGUGAUUGGGCGGCUGGACGGCAUCGCCCCGCACCACGCUGUGCUGGCGAGCAACACGUCGUCCAUCUCCAUCACCCGCCUGGCUGCCGCCACCAGUCGUCCCGAUCAGGUGAUCGGCAUGCAUUUCAUGAACCCACCUGUCAUCAUGUCACUGGUGGAGGUGGUGCCAGGGCUUGCCACGUCAGACCACACGCUGCACCUCACCAAGGGCCUUGCGCACAGGUUUGGGAAGGUGGUGUGUGAGGCGCGGGACUACCCGGGGUUCAUAGUGAAUCGGCUGCUCAUGCCCAUGAUCAACGAGGCCUUCUAUGCCCUUCUAGAGGGGGUGGGCACUGCACAGGACAUUGACAGAGGCAUGAAGCUGGGUACCAAUCAGCCCAUGGGACCGCUACAUCUAGCGGACCUGAUAGGGCUGGACACCUGCGUCGCCAUCAUGCGAGUGCUACAUGCGGGAUUAGGAGACGCCAAGUACCGCCCGUGCCCUCUGCUCGUGCAGUAUGCUGACGCCGGGUGGCUGGGCCGCAAGAGCGGGCGCGGCGUGUAUGAGUAUCCGAGGCAGGAGGAAGGGGGGAGGGAAGGGGAGGGGGAGGGUGGGGAGAAGGUGGUCUGGGCACUAGCAUUGGUGCUGCAUGCAGGGCACACGGAGGUGGUGAGGAGAGGGCAGUGGGUGACAGCUGGCGGCCUGAUGGGCUGGGCUCUAGCACUGAUGCCGCACGCAGGGCUGGGGGACGCCAACUUCGCUGCUCCUGCAUACUUAAAUUACAAAAGCUUUAAGCUCCACCCCCGGAGGCACCCCAGAGAGCGCGUCGCAUGA
This is a messenger RNA of Closterium sp. Naga37s-1, 2775 nucleotides long. The record is from the annotation of a GenBank genome assembly. NCBI's taxonomy places the organism in Eukaryota, Viridiplantae, Streptophyta, Zygnematophyceae, Desmidiales, Closteriaceae.